Brachypodium distachyon (stiff brome) is the source of this 1490-nucleotide messenger RNA. Its product is annotated as actin-related protein 2. Gene Ontology annotation, cellular component: Arp2/3 protein complex; actin cortical patch. The transcript has 15 exons. Gene Ontology annotation, biological process: Arp2/3 complex-mediated actin nucleation. The record is from RefSeq and is a predicted model, not a curated record. NCBI's taxonomy places the organism in Eukaryota, Viridiplantae, Streptophyta, Magnoliopsida, Poales, Poaceae. Gene Ontology annotation, molecular function: actin filament binding. Bases 141 to 1310 code for a protein of 389 amino acids.
ACGGCCUACGGCUGCCCUCGUGCAUUUGCCCCCGUCUCAGUCUUAUCCCCCUCUUCUCUCGUAGCUUCAAAGCGCAGAGGCUGGGCGAGAGAGAGGGAGAGGGGCGAUCGGCAAAGGCAGGGUAAGGGAAAAACGAGAAAAUGGAGAGCAACAAGGUUGUGGUGUGCGACAACGGCACCGGGUAUGUAAAGUGUGGCUUUGCGGGAGAGAACUUUCCUACAUCCGUGUUCCCUUGUGUGGUUGGAAGGCCAUUGCUUCGCUAUGAGGAGUCACUCCAGGAGCAAGAAUUGACGGAUAUUGUUGUUGGUGCUGCUUGUGCUGAUUUGAGACAUCAACUCGAUGUAUCAUAUCCUGUCACAAAUGGGAUUGUUCAAAACUGGGAUGAUAUGGGCCAUAUAUGGGAUCAUGCAUUUUACAGUGAGCUGAAGGUUGAUCCAUCUGAGUGUAAAAUACUACUGACAGAUCCACCACUUAAUCCUGUGAAAAACCGUGAACAAAUGAUUGAGACAAUGUUUGAGAAAUACAACUUUUCUGGUGUCUUCAUUCAGAUCCAAGCAGUUCUUUCGCUAUAUGCUCAAGGCUUGCUGACUGGACUUGUCAUUGAUUCUGGUGAUGGUGUCACUCAUGUGGUGCCUGUAGUUGAUGGGUAUUCUUAUCCACAUCUGACAAAAAGAAUGAAUGUAGCUGGAAGGCAUAUCACAUCUUAUCUUGUUGAUCUAAUCUCAAGAAGAGGGUAUGCUAUGAACAAAUCUGCUGAUUUUGAGACAGUCAGAGAAAUAAAAGAGAAACUGUGCUAUAUAAGCUACGAUUACAAGCGUGAAUACCAGCUAGGACUUGAAACCACAAUCCUUGUCAAAAGUUAUACUCUUCCAGAUGGACGAGUAAUUAAAGUGGGUACUGAACGGUUUCAAGCUCCUGAGGCUCUUUUUACUCCUGAACUCAUAGAUGUUGAAGGCGAUGGGUUGGCUGAUAUGGCAUUCCGUUGCAUUCAGGAAAUGGAUAUUGACAACCGGAUGACGCUUUACCAGCAUAUCGUCCUAAGUGGUGGAAGUACCAUGUACCCUGGUUUGCCAAGUCGGUUGGAGAAAGAGAUUCUGGAUCGCUAUCUUGACGUUGUUUUGAAGGGAAACAAGGAUGGACUGAAGAAAUUGCGUCUGCGGAUAGAGGAUCCUCCACGGAGAAAGCAUAUGGUCUAUCUAGGAGGUGCAGUACUCGCUGGAAUCAUGAAGGACGCACCUGAGUUCUGGAUCACAAAGCAGGAGUACCUGGAAGAAGGUGUCGCUUGCCUGAGGAAGUGUGGACAAGCAUAACCAUGAGAAUGUAUCUACACCUUCCCGUCAUAAGCGAGUAAAUUGCGAAGAACCAUCACAUUUGAGGCAGUUGUUAUGAAAACCACCGUUUUGUUAAUUUUCGCGCAGAACCACCACGAUUCAGCGAAGUUGUUGCACAUAGCACUGAUUUCAUCACGUAUAAGCAUGUUUCUGACCGAC